Molecule: messenger RNA, 2624 nt
Organism: Cyprinus carpio (common carp)
Lineage: Eukaryota; Metazoa; Chordata; Actinopteri; Cypriniformes; Cyprinidae
Product: UDP-glucuronic acid decarboxylase 1
Biological process (GO): D-xylose metabolic process
Cellular component (GO): cytoplasm
Molecular function (GO): NAD+ binding; UDP-glucuronate decarboxylase activity
Source: RefSeq, a predicted model, not a curated record
CUUACACGAGAUCGUCAGAUAGUUUGCAUCUAUUUGAGCAGAAAACAAAAGAGCUUUAAUUUCUUGCUAUCGCGGCAGGAUGCUCAAUCGACAACAGAAAGCAUCGCAAAUGUUAUCCUGCUCCGAGUAACGUUAUUUGAUGUGGAGCCGCUUUAUCGCUCUAUCGCGGAACUCUCGGUGAAUGAUAUUGGAUUAUCGAUAAACUGCGAUCCUCGGACUAGACAGAGGAUUUAAACAGACACCCGUGAUACUGCGCAACAUUACGGUAACGUUAGUUAGUUAGUUAGUUAGCAUCUCUAGCUGCGGCUCUACAGUCUUGACGCUACACGGCUAACUGACCUCAGAGAAAUAACUGCCAACAAAAAUGCCGUUUUACUUUCUUUAACCGAUAAACUGGAUUCAACCGGACGCUUGCUGAACACAAACACGCGUGACUAUUUAAACUGUCAGAUAUUGUUUCGACGCAGACAUUGUUUUGAGAAGAAGUUAGCCUGGUUAGCUUUGGGCAGGCUCUUGUGGUGUUACUUUAACUGUUACACACAGCAGCUGUUUAUACAGAAACUUUAGUAUUUCAGCUUAUAUAGUUCAGUCGUCGUGUAUGUUUGGAUACUAGUGCAGUGCUGUAUCAGUGAGAAGCAGGCUUGAGUCUCACGUUAGCUGUAUGAGCGUGUGAUCGAUGAGAGUGAGAUGCAGUGGUGGUGAGGAAGAGCUCAAUGCCGUGUGUGCUGGAGGAUGAUGCGGAUGAGCUGGAUGAUCACAGUCAUUAACAGAAGAAUGAUGAAGAUCCUCAUCGCCCUCGCUCUCAUUGCCUACAUCGCCUCUGUCUGGGGAACCUACGCAAAUAUGAGGUCUAUACAGGAACAAGAAGAAAUGAAGGUUGAGCAGAGGAUAGAUGAGGCAGUGGCACCUCUCAGGGAGAAGAUACGAGAACUUGAGCUUAGUUUUACCCAGAAGUACCCACCUGUGAAAUUCUUAUCUGAGAAGGACCGAAAGAGGAUUUUGAUCACUGGUGGGGCAGGAUUCGUGGGCUCGCACCUCACUGAUAAGCUGAUGAUGGAUGGUCAUGAAGUAACAGUGGUGGAUAAUUUCUUCACUGGCCGCAAGCGCAAUGUAGAGCACUGGAUUGGCCAUGAGAACUUUGAGCUGAUCAACCAUGAUGUGGUGGAGCCUCUCUAUAUUGAAGUUGACCAGAUAUAUCAUUUGGCCUCGCCUGCAUCGCCUCCCAACUACAUGUAUAACCCUAUCAAGACGCUGAAAACUAAUACUAUUGGUACUCUGAACAUGCUAGGAUUGGCCAAGCGAGUCGGCGCUCGUUUGCUCCUCGCCUCCACUUCAGAAGUGUAUGGAGACCCAGAGGUGCACCCCCAGAAUGAGGAAUACUGGGGUCAUGUGAACCCUAUUGGCCCCCGGGCCUGUUAUGAUGAAGGGAAACGUGUUGCUGAGACGAUGUGUUACGCCUACAUGAAACAGGAGGGAGUAGAGGUGAGAGUGGCUCGGAUCUUCAACACCUUCGGGUCUCGCAUGCACAUGAAUGAUGGGAGAGUGGUCAGUAAUUUCAUUCUGCAGGCGUUACAGGGAGAGCCGCUGACGGUUUACGGUUCAGGUUCUCAGACAAGAGCUUUCCAGUAUGUGAGUGAUCUGGUGAAUGGCCUGGUGUCCCUGAUGAACAGUAACGUCAGUAGUCCAGUUAACCUGGGCAAUCCAGAGGAACACACUAUACUAGAGUUUGCACAGCUUAUUAAAAGUCUAGUUGUGAGCCGCAGUCAUAUUCAGUUCCUUCCAGAAGCACAGGAUGAUCCACAGAGAAGACGGCCAGAUAUCCGCAAGGCCAAAAUGCUUCUGGGCUGGGAACCUGUGGUGCCACUGGAGGAAGGCUUGAACAAAACCAUCCAGUACUUCAGCAGAGAGCUGGAGCAUCAAGCCAACAAUCAGUAUAUACCCAAACCCAAAGCUGCACGGAUGAAAAAAGGAAGACCCAGACACAACUGAUGAAUUGUGUUGAUCUCAGGGAUGCUGGGAUACUGAAGACCUCCCACUUUCAGAUCCAUCUUUUUGAAAUUAAAAACAAAAAAACAAAAAGGAAUUUGUCUGAUGUUUUUCGCAAAUGUUUUGAAAAGCAGCUCAGGCAGAGAGCUGCCUCCUAAAGAGUUGUUUUUCAGUCAAACGUGCCUCAAAGAUAUCCGAUUUACAGACUUUGCCUUGCACUUUGGUUUGUCAGUCGUCUGUCUGUUAUUUAAAGCAAGCUUAGAUCUUCAUGUGCAUUUUUGCUGUGUGUUUACAUUCUGUGCGGUUUUAAUUGAUGUGAUCUAUUUUUUUAUCGUUGUCAAAGCUCUAGCGGUGUGUUAAUGCUAAAUGGACACCUGUAAAAAAUAAUGGAAAUUAGCGAUUGCAAACUAUUUAAAGAUCUCGAAUGUCUGGUCUGGAGCAGGAAACCUCAUCCAGCUCUGUCCAGAAAUUUGUGGACACGGAUGAAAAAAAGCUUUGGAAAAUCUUUCUGCUUUAAACUUUGUGAUGAUUUUGAUCAAAAUCUGCUGAUCCUUUGUGAAACUUCAUAUAGAACUUUGAACCUAUAAUUGAUUUCAGGUGAAAAUAAUAUUUUAAUAAAAUAUUUACUGUGACUUUCA